CGCAAGGCGCGCGGAUCCGGUGACAAUGCGUCCUGAAGUUUGCUUCUGCGCAUGGUCCAGGCGGACGGAGGCCUGAUCGCCGACCGCUGCGCAGCGAAGCGGUCGCACCGUGUACUUUCGAGCCUGUAUAUACCCAACACGCGCAGAUCAUCGGCACUAGUGCCACCGGUUGCGACCGUGCAAGAGGGAGCCUCUGACAGUCCUGCUAAUAAGCAUCUGCUAUUCCCUGCACAGAUCCAAUUCUCGGCUCCGAGAGAACUUGCGUUGCAUUUAUAUUUGAAAUCGAUCAGGCCGUCACACGUCAUCCUUUACUGCCGCAGAAGAACAACUGCUGAACCAGCGCCAUUAUGUCUAUCAGGACAACGCAACGUCGAACACCAGCUUUUCAGAUGAUAGACGGUGUGCCAAGGUGCAUCGAUGUAGACCCCGAUACCUUCAGAGAAAACUUGAAGUUCCGCGCUAAAGAAGGAGAUAUCGUGCAAUGCACGUUCCCCAAGAGUGGAACCAACUGGAUUCAGUACAUCACCCAGCUGAUUUUAAGGCGAGGCGAGCCAAUGAAUGACUACCGGGAAUUCUGCGACGGCUGGCGUUUCAUCGACUAUAUGAACAUCAAAAACUGGGAGUCGCCCUACCCACUAAGAUCAUUUUCAACGCAUUUGCCCUUGUCCAUGGAACGUGUCAACGAUGAAGGCAAGUACGUUUACUUGGCUCGCAACCCUUGGGACGUGUGCGUGUCGUUCUACAAUAUGGCGACCAGAAUAAGCUACUAUGAUUUUCAGGACGGCACCUUCGAAGAAUUUGUAGACGCUUUUCUCAGCGGAAACUUUGGGUACGGCGACUACUUCGAGCAUGUUGCGGCGGGAUACGCGAUGCGCAAUCAGCCGAACUUACUAUUCCUUACCUACGAGGCACUCAAGAAAAACACUCGAGACGUCGUACUCAGGCUGGCGUAUUUCAUGGGUGAAUGCUAUGGACGGGCCCUAGAACAAGACGAAGGGCUGCUGAAGAAGCUGCUUCAGAGCUCGACGCCGGCCCAUAUGAGGAACGUAGUGGUGGUUGACCUCGGCAGCGAUUGGCACCCUGAGCUGAGACUGAAUCCGUUGCGAGGGAAGGUCACUUGCAAGGAGGGCUACGCUGGCAACAAAAGUCAGUUCGCCUACGUCAGAAGCGCGAAGGUUGGUGGCUGGAAAGAGUACUUCACACCCGAAUUACUUCGACGAAUGGAAGCGAGAAUUAUUGAGCUGGAGAAGACGUCUUCCUUCAUGGACCUGUGGAAGGACUUCCGUGCCGAAGCUUGUAGGCAUUCUUCAGGUUGGAACUGAGUAAAGAAAAUAUUGAAAUACACGCUGAUGAAAUUGAAGUAGAAAUAAAUAAUUCAUUUCGCUGCUCAA
This is a messenger RNA of Dermacentor andersoni, 1391 nucleotides long. Its product is annotated as 3-alpha-hydroxysteroid sulfotransferase-like. The record is from RefSeq and is a predicted model, not a curated record. Lineage: Eukaryota; Metazoa; Arthropoda; Arachnida; Ixodida; Ixodidae. Gene Ontology annotation, molecular function: sulfotransferase activity.